AUGGCGACUAAGAAGCCCAAUAUCCUCUACAUAAUGGCCGACCAAAUGGCUGCGCCAUUGUUGUCCCUGCAUGACAAGAACUCCCCCAUUAAGACCCCUAAUCUAGACCGCCUUGCCAAUGGCGGCGUGGUCUUUGACUCAGCUUACUGCAACUCACCACUGUGUGCUCCCUCGCGCUUUGUAAUGGUCAGCGGCCAGCUGCCCUCCAAAAUUGGAGCAUACGAUAAUGCGGCGGAGCUGCCCGCGGACACCCCCACAUAUGCCCACUAUCUGCGGCGGGAGGGAUACCAUACAGCUUUGGCCGGAAAGAUGCACUUCUGCGGCCCGGACCAGCUUCACGGCUAUGAGCAGCGUCUGACCAGUGACAUCUACCCUGGUGAUUACGGCUGGUCCGUCAAUUGGGAUGAACCUGACAUCCGUGCCGACUGGUACCACAACAUGUCAUCCGUCAUGGAGGCAGGCCCUGUCGUACGCACCAAUCAAUUGGAUUUCGAUGAAGAGGUAAUUUACAAGUCAACCCAAUACUUGUACGACCAUGUUCGGCAGCGUAACGAGCAGCCUUUCUGCUUGACAGUCUCCAUGACCCACCCUCAUGAUCCUUACGCCAUGACCAAGGAAUUCUGGGACUUGUACAACGAUGUCGAGAUCCCGUUGCCCAAGAACGGAGCGAUCCCCCACGACCAGCAGGAUGCGCACUCCCAGCGCGUGCUCAAGUGUAUCGACUUGUUCAACAAGGAAAUGCCCGAUGAGCGCAUCCGUGCCGCUCGUCGCGCCUACUAUGCCGCCUGCACAUACGUUGAUACCAACAUCGGCAAGCUGCUCCGUGUUCUUGAAAACACCGGUCUGGCCGACGACACCAUCAUUGUUUUUACCGGUGAUCACGGUGACAUGCUUGGCGAGCGCGGUCUGUGGUACAAGAUGACCUGGUUCGAGAAUUCGGCUCGUGUUCCCUUCCUCGUCCACUCGCCCAAGCAUUUCUCCCCAAAGCGCGUGUCCGAGAACGUUUCCACCAUGGACCUCCUCCCAACAUUCGCCGAAUUGGCAGGCGCCAAACUCAUCUCCGAGCUUCCCCUUGACGGCGUUUCCCUCGUGCCGUAUCUGACUGGCGGCGAAGGUCUCCGCACUGACACCGUCUAUGGCGAGUACAUGGGCGAAGGUACCCAAGCUCCUCUCAUGAUGAUCCGUCGCGGCCGCUGGAAGUUCAUCUACUCAACCAUCGACCCACCUAUGCUCUACGAUCUCCGCCACCCGCGCAGCCGUCGCCAAGCCCACCGUGGCCUCGGCCAUCAACCUGCCAACUCCAGACGACACCCCGCACGCAUCGCCAAUCCCCCAGCGCGGCAACACGGCAGAUUACCCCUUCCUCUCCAACACCCCCCUCGCACCCCGAGCCCCGCCAAGCUCCCAGCCGCAGUGCCCAACACCACCGACCCAGCUAAGAUCCUGGCAUUCUUCCUCGAGGAAACCCACUCCCGUUGGGAUAUGGAGAAGAUUCACCAGGAUGUACUCACCUCCCAGCGUCGCCGCCGUCUGGUCUACUCCGCUUUGAUCAAGGGUACCCACACCGUCUGGGACUACGAGCCACGCAUCGACCCAAGCACCCAGUACAUUCGCAACCAGGGCAAGGGUGCCCUCGACGAUGUCGAACUCAUCUCCCGCUGGCCCCGUGUUCUCCAGCAAGCCGCUACUGCCAACGGGAUGUCUGCAUAG
Messenger RNA from Penicillium concentricum, 1710 nucleotides. RefSeq names its product putative choline sulfatase. Gene Ontology annotation, molecular function: sulfuric ester hydrolase activity. The record is from RefSeq and is a predicted model, not a curated record. The transcript is spliced from 3 exons. Bases 1 to 1710 code for a protein of 569 amino acids. NCBI's taxonomy places the organism in Eukaryota, Fungi, Ascomycota, Eurotiomycetes, Eurotiales, Aspergillaceae.